Trichoderma citrinoviride is the source of this 759-nucleotide messenger RNA. RefSeq names its product nagb/rpia/CoA transferase-like protein. Gene Ontology annotation, cellular component: mitochondrion. Lineage: Eukaryota; Fungi; Ascomycota; Sordariomycetes; Hypocreales; Hypocreaceae. The record is from RefSeq and is a predicted model, not a curated record. The coding region runs from base 1 to 759 and encodes 252 amino acids. Gene Ontology annotation, biological process: folic acid-containing compound biosynthetic process; tetrahydrofolate interconversion. The transcript has 2 exons. Gene Ontology annotation, molecular function: 5-formyltetrahydrofolate cyclo-ligase activity.
AUGACUUCUCCAGUGGCUGCCGCAAAACAGCAGCUCAGACGCCUGCUCAAACAGCGUCUCUCCCAAGUUUCCCAAGAAUCCAUCCUCGCUCAAAGCAACACAAUAUUCGAAACCCUCAAAUCCUUCAAGCCCUACCAGGACGCCCGCCGCAUCAGCAUCUACCUCUCCAUGCCCGCCGCCGAGAUCCAGACCGACGCCAUCGUCCGCCACGCCCUCACCUCCGGCAAGCAGGUCUUCGUCCCCUACCUCCACAAGUCGCCGCUCGACGAGCCCGGAACGCCCGCCCGCAUCAUGGACAUGGUGCAGCUCCGCGAUGUGCACGACUACGACGGCCUGCAGCGGGAUUCAUGGGGCAUCCCGAGCAUCGACCCUGCCACCGUUCACCUCAGACAGCGUAUCCUCGGUGGUCCCGAUGCGCAAAAGUCGGACCAGGCGACGCUGGACUUGAUUCUCAUGCCGGGCGUGGCGUUUGACACUGACGAGAGGGGGUGCGUGAGGCGGCUUGGUCACGGCAAGGGGUUUUACGACUUCUUCCUGAAUAGGUAUCUUGCUACGAAGCCGCAUGAUGAGGCUGGCGGGGAGCACGUGCUGCGGUUCUACGGGCUGGCGCUGAAGGAGCAGCUUCUCGAUCCCAUGGCGGACGAGCCAGUGCCCAUGGGCCAGUUUGAUAGGAAGUUGCACGGUCUGAUAUUGGGGAAUGGGGAGAUUAAGCUCUCGCCGGAUGCUGAGGCCGUCGAAGCAGAAGUGAACGAAUCAUGA